GUUUGGGGUCCAUCGGGGUCCUGACGGCGCGGGUGAAGACAUAGCUAACCUGUAUUGCAUUAUUAAAACACGCCGAUUUUUCGACUGUAAACGUCUCUGGUCUUGAAAAUGUCUGGCAGGGAAGGAGGCAAAAAGAAACCACUGAAGGCACCAAAGAAACAAUGUAAAGACAUGGAUGAAGAUGACCUGGCCUUCAAGCAGAAACAGAAGGAGGAGCAGAAGGCCAUGGAGGCGUUGAAGGCCAAGGCUUCAGGAAAAGGACCUCUGGGCACCGGUGGUAUCAAGAAAUCAGGGAAGAAGUAAAGAGUCCAUCUGCACAUGUGUGUUUCCUCCUCAGCCUGAAGAGUCUGGACCCACAGAACCUCAGCCGCUUCAUUUGGACAAAUCUGAGCCCCAUUCUCCUCUAACACACACUAGUGUCCUCCUCUACCUCCUACAUCUACUCCUCCUUCACCUCCUCCUCCUUUUCCUCCGUCUCCUCCUCCUGUCUUCUCCUCCUCCUCUGUCUCCUCCACCUCUGUCUCCAUGUCUCCAUAUCUCCAUAUCUAAUGCUCCCUCUCAUUAAAGCUCCCUCCCUCCGUCCUGUACUGACAUGUCAUCAUAUUUGUCGUUGUGACCAAACUCUUGACAUUUACAGAAGUAGUUCUGCUGCUCCUCAAACCCUGAUCUCCUCUGACAUUUGUUUUGGGUCCAGAUGAUCCCUAGUUCUUUUUUUCUUGUGAACAGGUAGAUGCUAAUAAAGAUUUUUGUAAUUACUGUG
Sphaeramia orbicularis (orbiculate cardinalfish) is the source of this 760-nucleotide messenger RNA. It is a transcript of the gene tma7, whose product is annotated as translation machinery associated 7 homolog. The transcript is spliced from 4 exons. Lineage: Eukaryota; Metazoa; Chordata; Actinopteri; Kurtiformes; Apogonidae. The record is from RefSeq and is a predicted model, not a curated record. Bases 109 to 303 code for a protein of 64 amino acids.